AUGGACUGGCAGAGCCUAUUUGUUUUACUCUCUGUGUGUACUGUACCAUCGCGCGUUUCCGCGAAGUAUGAAGACGUCGACGGCAUUCUCUACCACCUGGAACACUUGGAUUUUCAGUUUGGUUACCCGGCAGACGUCUUCGGGUACAUCUUCCCCACAUUUGCGGUAACUUCAGAAGUGGCCGAAGGCAAGUACGAACAUCGAUGCACGCUUCACCCAGAUCACAUGACCUACUCGUCUCCGCGCUGCCGAAACGCCAUUGUGGCUCUUCAUGGCAUUAUGGGUGCAAAAUUCUACAAAGCCCAGAUCGAAAACACCUCACAGUGGCCCUACAAUCCCUUCCCAGUCAGGUCUGUGGACGCUAACACACCAAGAUGGACAAAGUCCUUGUACGAUCAGAAACAUGUCCACCUGCCCGUGUACCAUCAGGACGACCUAGUCAAAGGCAGGAGCCACAACGAGGCAAGUGGACUACUCACCACGAAGCGAAUGACUCAAAUGAUUGCAAUUUUUGACGCAUGCGCUAAGGCGCUUGCUGGUUGGUCAAAUGACGGAUCGAUGCGGGAACUGGCCUGUGGAUACGCGGAGUUCCUCAAGGUGAUGCAUGACACCAACGCGGGCACCCCACAAGCUGGGGUCUGGGUUCUGCCACAGACUGACAGCCGCACGAUGUCUGGGUUGUUUUGGCUGUUGUUUUGUAAACACGCCUGGCACAGAGCUAUCGAAGUCUACGGCAUGAACAGGAGUCAUUCCGACCACCCCUCGUGUCCAAACACGUGUGCUCGCUACGAGGGCAACCCGUGCGUUGGGAAAGCCAAUGUUGUCCAGGUCUCCCAUGUCGCUAUCGAUCCUGAACGACGUACUCUCAAAGGUGAUCGAAUUUUCGGGAUGCAGAUCUGCAAACCCAUGGGAGCCGGUGUCAUGGACUACGAGUACAUGUGCGUGUGUCGCAAGGGCUACGUCUGGUCGAGAGAGACAAGAUCGUGCGUAUUUCAGGACGGGUGUAGCAGGGACCCGGUGACGGGCUCAACCCCCUGUUCCCCCAAGGGGACACGACUGUGCAUCUCUUCGGUUGUGAAUCUGCCAAACGCUGCCGAGGCUGGAGGUGGCGGAGCUAUGAGACUGCCCUACGUCUGCUCCUGUUACAGCGGCUACAUGGGGCCGCGUUGUGAGCAAAAACGCAAUGCCUGUAUCGAGAAUGAGGAUUACUUGCAGCUGCCUGGCAACCAGGCGUGCCGGGUGCACCUCGGCAACAAUUGCAAACCGCUUGUCGGCACAAACGUCUACACGUGUCACUGUAAUGGGAUGUACGAGAGAGACAAGGCCGUCGCGUUCCCCAAUUGUUAUCGACGCAAAUCCAUAUGCAGCAGGGUGAUUUGUCGCCGUGGAGACUGCGUAGCUUCGAGGGACCAACAGAGCUACAUUUGCCUGUGUCAGAUGGGCUGGCGUGGCCGACACUGUGAAAUUCCCGACAUUCGGCAGUGGCUGCCGUGGGAGAGCUGGAGCAGGUGCUCGGCCACAAUGUGCACUGGUUUGGGCUGGAGACGCCGAAUUCGCAAGUGCCGGGUGAAUGUGACCCUGCUGGAGGACAAGGGCAUGUGUUCCGGUGACGAUGUUCAGCGUCAGCUCUGCAAAGUGAUGUGCCCCGAUUCUAUGUCGUCGUAUGUCCUCCUGACGAAGAUGAUCCUGCUCUUCUCUGCCGGGUGUGUGAUACUUGUCGCGGCCGUUGGAAUCGUGUUUUUGAGAGUUAAAAUCGAAGUGGCCUGA
Mesocestoides corti is the source of this 1767-nucleotide messenger RNA. The record is from the annotation of a GenBank genome assembly. Lineage: Eukaryota; Metazoa; Platyhelminthes; Cestoda; Cyclophyllidea; Mesocestoididae.